Messenger RNA from Nannospalax galili (Upper Galilee mountains blind mole rat), 1823 nucleotides. It is a transcript of the gene Setd9, whose product is annotated as SET domain containing 9. Gene Ontology annotation, molecular function: protein binding. The transcript is spliced from 6 exons. Bases 107 to 1006 code for a protein of 299 amino acids. NCBI's taxonomy places the organism in Eukaryota, Metazoa, Chordata, Mammalia, Rodentia, Spalacidae. The record is from RefSeq and is a predicted model, not a curated record.
GCCGGGAGGGCCGGACAGCGCGGCCAGCUCCUCCCCAGGUCGGGCGUGCCCCAGACUUCCACCCGCCUCUCCCGCGCCCUCGUCCUCACGGCGCGGCCAAGCAGCCAUGCCAGGUGGCCCGCUGCAGAGCCUGUGGCGGCGAUGGUGCCGUUACAAGUACCGCUUCGUCCCUUGGAUCGCACUCAACCUAAACAACAACCCAAGGACUCUUCGAUAUGUUCCGGAGGAAUCCAAAGACAAAAUUAUCUCAGAUGAAGAUGUUCUAGGAACAUUACUGAAAGUUUUCCAAGCUCUAUUCGUAAAUGAUUUCAAUAAACAAUCAGAUCUCUUGACUAUGCUUCCAGAACCUGUUAAAUCAAAAUAUCAACACCUACUGGGAUUUGAGCAUCAUAGGAUGAAUCUGCUUGAAAACAAAUAUCAACAGCAAAAUAUCUCUAAGCCAGAAGACAUUCUUUAUAAUACCUUGUGUUUCAGUGUUGCCCGGGGAACUAGCUCAUUGAUUUCUGCAGGAAGAGGUGUCUUCGUCACUAAAGGACUGGUACCAAGAGGCACAGUUGUAUCUAUGUAUCCUGGUACAGUAUAUCAGAAGUAUGAGCCAAUCUUUUUUCAGUCCAUUGGAAAUCCAUUUAUUUUUAGGUGUUUGGAUGGGGUCCUCAUUGAUGGAAAUGACAAAGGAAUAUCAAAAGUUGUAUACAGAUCUUGCAAUGGGAGAGAUCAACUUGGCCCUUUAAAAAUGAGUGAUAGUUCAUGGCUAACAUCAGAAAUUCAUAAUCCACUGGCUAUAGGACAAUAUGUCAACAAUUGUUCAAACAACAGAGCAGCUAAUGUCUGUUAUCAGGAAUUUGAUGUGCCUGCAGAUUUCCCCAUAGAACUGAAGCAGUAUCUUCCAAACAUUGCCUACAGCACUGAAAAACACAGCCCACUUCGAUGUGUUGUUCUUGUCGCACUUAGGGACAUCAAGCAAGGAGAAGAGCUUUUUUCAAACUACUACACAAUUGUCAGCUAACUUAGUGAAUUAAAAAUUCAUUUUUCUACUUAGUUGUUCUGUUAAUUCUAAACGUUUUUUGUUAAUCACUUCUCUGUUCCACCUGAAGAACAAGUAUUUUGAGAUUUAAUUGGAGUAGGGAUUUUUUUUAAUGUGUUUGUUGAUUGGUGUUAUAUUUGUGUUACAAUUUCAAGAUAAAUAUUAUUUGCUUGAUUACAAUUUCAAAUUUAUAAUGCAAUUCCAAUUUAAAUUGGCUUUCACAGUUUAUUAAAACUGCUUGAACUUAGCCGGGCAUGGUGGUGCACACCUUUAACCCCAGCACAUGAAAGGCAGGCAGGCAGAUCUCUGUGAGUUCAAGGCCAGCCUGGGGUCUACAUAGUGAGUUCCAGGCCAGCUGGGGCUACAGAGAGACCCUGUCUCAAAAAGACAAAAAAAAAAAAAAAAAGAAAAAAAGACUUGAACUUAUCAUUUCAGGUUUUAUUUUGUAUACCUCUGUAGAUGUUCAUGAACUUUUAGCCAAGCAUUAGCAAUUCUUUUUAAUUUUUGUGUGUGCGUACACAUGCGUACAAGUAUCCGUGGAGGACAGAGGAGGUCAGAUCCCCUGGAGCUGAAGUUACAGGCAGUUGUGCCAGAUGUGGGGGCUGGGAAUUGAACUCUGCUUCUCUGAAAGAGCAAGUGCUUUUAAGCACUGAGGUAUGUCUUCAGCCCCAACAAUUCUUAUAGCACUGCUGAUGUGUACAAACUUCUGUAAAAUUUUCAUUUUUUGAGAAUAAAGUUUAAAAAAAAAAACCCUACUAUGUUGCCAUGAGUAAAUUGGUGUUUAUGUGUGUAAUUUACA